CUUCCUCCUCCUCCUUUCUUCUGCUCCUUCUUCUUCCUCCUCCUCCUUCUUCCUCUCUGCCCCCCCCUCUCCAUCAGCCUGCCCUACAGCUGUACUCUGUGAUAGAAAUGUCGGUGAAGCAGAGUCCCCCAGACAGGCAGGUGACUUUAGACCAGCUGAUGAACACAUUGUUUUUGUCCAGUUUAUUGUAUUUUUAAUUAUGUGUGUGUAUCCGUGUCUCUGUAUGGGCACAUACAUGUGCACGCUGCUGCCUGAGACAGAGGUGUCAGAUGCCCCGGCUGCACUAACAGGUGAUUAUAACCCACCUGACAUACGAGGCUGGCCUGAAAUUCAAGUAAAUCCACCCACCUCUUCCCCCCAGGUACUGGAACCCUAAUGUGUGCGCUGAAAUAAUCACACCUCUUUUUCUUUUUCUUUUUUUUAAAGAUUUAUUUAUUAUAUGUGAGUACACUGUAGCUGUCUUCAGACACACAAGAAGAGGGCAUCAGAUCCCAUUACAGAUGGUUGUGAGCCACCAUGUGGUUGCUGGGAAUUGAACUCAGGACCUCUGGAAGAGCAGUCAGUGCUCUUAACCGCUGAGCCAUCUCUCCAGCCCCUCCUCUCUCUCACUCUUUUUUUUUUUUUAAGUGAAGAUUUCUUGGUAAAUUCAUCUCCCUUUCUCUGUCUCUCUGUCUCUCUGUGUGUGUCUGUGUGUCUGUAUGUCUAUGUGUGUCUGUAUGUCUGUGUGUCUCUGUGUAUGUACACAUUGAAAUCAGUUCUCUCCUUCUACUAAGUGGGUUCCAGGAGGUUGUGAAUCUUGGCAGCAAGCACCUUGGUGUGCACUGAGCCUUCUCGUCAGCCCAUGCUAAAAUCUUUGGUGGCUCUUCCUUUAAAUUGGAGCCACUGGACAUGUCCACAGGUUGGUGCUGUCCAGCGUCUGCCUAGAGCUCAGUGUCGGAGGAAUAAGUGAGUGGACAUUCAGUGACAUCAAGGCAACAAGUCUGAUUGGGGACCUGGGAACAGCCCAAAGUGGAGUGAUCCCAAGUCCUGUUGGGGAGCUUGGGGGACCUGUGGGCACUCCUGGGCCUUUGCUCUUGUUAAGUGCUGACUGGCCAAGAGGUUGAGGGUCUGACCCAGAAUGGAAGACUCCCAGAGAACCACUCUGAGUCCCUGUGAACAGAAAGCCACAACUAUAACCCUGCAAGCAAUGGUGGGUUACAGGUGGGCUCUCCCAACCCUGUAGGACUGAGAAGCCCGGAGCUACACAGGCUGGACUCAGCAGAGGGUAGCGCCCUGACUGGGGCCAGCUUUGGAGAAGGAUGGUCCAGAACAGCUGGGGAAGCAGGCAGGUGCUAGGUGAGCCUCAGAAAAUGGAGGUCAGAAGCUGGAGCCCACAAGCGGACCGGUGGCUACUGGGAUGGCUUUGUCCCUGGUCCAAACUGGCAGAGGAGGUGUUGUCCCCACAGUACUGUAUCAGUUUCCCUCUUCGUCAAAAGCUACCGACGCUACUACCCACUCUCACCUCCCACCACCCUGUAUAUCCCUGUCUUGAGGUUGACACCCCUUUGGCCCCAGAAUCUUCUGGAGUCUUGUCUGUUGAUGCUGAACCACACCACACCACACCCCCACAGGCAUGUACACCUCACCUUAUACUCCGGGUCUCCUACCCCCUUCUCCUCAAUCCCCGCCCCAGUCAUGACUUUCGGUCCAUUUUCUGCCCUAUAUUUAGGAAGGAAUUGGCAAAGAGAAUGGGCUGGGGGGUGAUGGCUGUCGUAGCCAACACCUCCUCUUCCGAAUGCCUUUCUCUGGGAAGGAGAGGGAGGUUACAAAAGGGAGGGGUGAUGAAGCCUCCCUUCCACCUUGGGGGGAAUGGUGGUGGACACACCAGGUAGGAGUGGCUGGGAGAGAACACUCUUAGUUCCCUCGGCCACAGACCAGAGAUUGGUGAGGGGCUCUCCUUGCUUGCUCCUGGCCUACAAAUUCUGAGAAACGGACACCCUGCUGCCAGCUCGCUGGGCGAACAGUGAGCGCCCACUAAGUUACUCAUUGAUUUAAGUGACAACCCCAAGAGGGACACAGGACUACUUUGGUGCGACUCUGGGGUGGCUUGUGCAUCUCUCAGAGGUUGUCUAGACGAAGCAAACCCGGUGCCUAGGUUCGAGCAGUUUGGAGCCUCCAGAAUCGUUGAACCCCAUAGAGACACCACAAUCCCAGAGCUUGCGUGCAACCCAGACCCUAUCUCUUAGCUCCAGUGAGGGGACCGAAACCUCUCUCCAAGAGGCGCCUCUCCAGGCAAUCUGCUCCCUGCCAGGUCCCUCUGCUUUUCUCCUGUGGCCCCACCCCGGCCCCGCCCCUUCGCGGUCCCCUCCAUCCCUUCCCCGCUGCAUCGCCGCCCUACAGCCCCCGCUCUGUGGCGGCCGCCCGAGACACGUGUGCCCGCGCCGGGCGGGCGUGAGGGGAAGUGCGGCCACGCCUGGUCCGGCCACCAUUUCUCCGGCGCCCACCGGUUCGAGUGCGGAGCCUGAAGCAUGAGCGGCGACUCGGAGCGCACGGUGGCCCCGGGGGUGGUGCCUGCACCCUGCGCCUCGAAGGUGGAGCUGCGGCUGAGCUGCCGGCACCUGCUGGAUCGGGAUCCGCUGACCAAGUCGGACCCCAGCGUGGUGCUGCUGCAGCAGGCACAGGGCCAGUGGCUACAGGUGGACAGAACGGAGGUGGUGAAGAGCAGCCUGCAUCCUGUGUUCUCCAAGGUCUUCACUAUGGACUAUUACUUCGAGGAGGUGCAGAAGCUACGAUUUGAGGUGUACGACACCCACGGGCCUAGUGGGCUGAGUUGCCAGGAUGAUGACUUCCUAGGGGGCAUGGAGUGUACCCUGGGUCAAAUUGUGGCCCAGAAGAAAAUGACACGUCCACUGCUGCUGAGAUUCGGCAGGAAUGCUGGCAAAUCCACCAUCACGGUGAUAGCAGAGGACAUCUCUGGUAACAACGGCUACGUGGAGCUCUCCUUCCAAGCCCGGAAACUGGAUGACAAGGACCUCUUCAGCAAGUCGGACCCCUUCCUAGAGCUGUAUCGGGUCAACGACGACGGGAGUGAACAGCUGGUGUACAGGACAGAGGUCGUGAAGAAUAAUCUUAACCCAGUGUGGGAACCCUUCAAGGUGUCCCUGAAUUCGCUCUGCAGCUGCGAGGAGACACGGCCUCUGAAGUGCCUGGUCUGGGACUAUGACUCCCGAGGAAAGCAUGACUUCAUUGGCGACUUCACCACCACCUUCGCAGAGAUGCAGAAGGCCUUUGAGGAGGAGCAGGCCCAGUGGGACUGUGUGAAUGCCAAGUACAAACAGAAGAAGCGCAAUUACAAGAACUCUGGGGUGGUGAUCCUGGCGGACCUGAAGCUCCACAGGGUCCACUCCUUCCUGGAUUACAUCAUGGGUGGCUGCCAGAUCCACUGCACGGUAGCCAUCGACUUCACAGCCUCCAAUGGUGACCCAAGGAACAGCUGCUCCCUCCACCACAUCAACCCUUACCAGCCCAACGAGUACCUGAGGGCGCUGGUGGCCGUGGGCGAGGUCUGCCAGGAUUAUGACAGUGACAAGCGAUUUUCUGCUUUGGGAUUUGGAGCCCGGAUACCUCCAAAGUAUGAGGUGUCCCAUGACUUUGCCAUCAACUUCAACCCCGAGGACGAUGAGUGUGAAGCAAUAUUACAUACUGCUGAUCCUCACGGACGGUGUGGUGACGGAUAUGUCGGACACUCGAGAGGCCAUCGUGCGCGCCUCCCACCUGCCCAUGUCUGUCAUCAUUGUUGGGGUGGGCAACGCCGACUUCACGGAUAUGCAAAUCUUAGAUGGGGAUGAUGGAAUCCUACGCUCACCACGGGGCGAGCCUGCACUCCGAGACAUCGUUCAGUUUGUGCCCUUCCGUGAGCUCA
Molecule: messenger RNA, 3901 nt
Organism: Rattus norvegicus (Norway rat)
Lineage: Eukaryota; Metazoa; Chordata; Mammalia; Rodentia; Muridae
Source: RefSeq, a predicted model, not a curated record